Molecule: messenger RNA, 1731 nt
Organism: Tachyglossus aculeatus (Australian echidna)
Lineage: Eukaryota; Metazoa; Chordata; Mammalia; Monotremata; Tachyglossidae
Gene: QTRT2
Product: queuine tRNA-ribosyltransferase accessory subunit 2
Exons: 9
Coding region: 2-1381 (459 amino acids)
Molecular function (GO): tRNA-guanosine(34) queuine transglycosylase activity
Source: RefSeq, a predicted model, not a curated record
GAUGACGGGCCGCGGCCUCUUGAUUGGCUCGUCGCUGAGGAGGUCGGCGGCGGAGGGGGGCCUGCGGCUGAGCCGCCGCUCGAAUUUGCUGGCCAUACUUAGGAACUUGUUGGCGGGCGACAGCAGGGCCAGGAUGAAGUUGAGCCUAUCCAAAGUGGUUAACGGUUGUCGCCUGGGGGUCCUGACCAGCCUGGGCAAGAAGGGAGACCAGAUGAUGGAGUUUCCCGGCUGCCUGCUCUACACCAAGACUGGCUCUGCCCCUCACCUGACGCAUGACACGCUGCAGGCCGUCCAUGGCGUCCCGGCUGUGGUCCAGCUCACUCUACCCACGCUGGCAGAGUACCACGAGAUCUUGGAGGAGUAUAAGGAAGGGAUCGGGAACUUCAUAGGUAUGCCAGAGGCGGUGCACUACUGUUCUCUCCACGAUCCCGCCCACCCCUGUCCCGCCGGGUACAUCAGCAACAAGACAGUGUCGGUGUGGGGUGUCGGCGGGCGCUUGGAGAUGACUCCCACCAGGUUCAUGGACAUCCAGAGGGUCCUACAGCCAGACUGGUUCCAGUGCCUCUCAGAUGGGGAGGCCCUGCAGGGGGACGUGUCCUCAGAAAAGAGAGCCCGGAAGUCGGUGGACCGCUCCCUGGCCUUCCUGGAUGAAUGCUUGCAGCUCAGGGAAAAGUCAGCGGUCCUCAGGCAGAGCGUGCCCAUCGGCGUGAUCGAAGGCGGGGACGUGCUGGAGGAGCGGCUGCGCUCGGCUCGUGAGACGGCCAAGCGUCCCGUUGGCGGCUUCCUCCUGGACGGGUUCCAGGGCUCGGCCAUGACCCCGGAGACGAGGCGGCAGCUGGUCCGCUCCGUCACCGCCCAGCUGCCGGACGACAAGCCCAGGCUCAUCUGCGGGGUCGGCCGUCCGGAUGAAGUGCUGGAGUGUGUGGAGGCUGGGGUGGACUUGUUUGAGAGCUUUUUCCCCUACCAGGUAACGGAGCGUGGCUGUGCCUUGUCCUUCUGCUUCGAGUGCCGGCCGGACCCUGAGGAGGCAGGGGUGGGCCCCAAUGGGGUCCAGGCCGAGGGAAGGAAGUGGGACCCGUCGGAGGAGAGGAACGACUCUGCCUGUCACAAAGAUAUCACAUCGUUCGAGAUUCACCUGAAGGAUAAGAGGUACCAGGAUGAUUUUGGCCCCUUGGUGCCAGGCUGUGCCUGCUACUGCUGCCAGAAUCACAGCCGCGCCUACGUCCACCACCUCCUGGUGACCAACGAGCUGCUGGCCGGGGUCCUGCUAAUGAUCCACAACUUCCAGCAUUACUUCGGCUUCUUCCGCUCCAUACGCGAGGCCCUGAGGGAUGAGAAGCUGGGCCGGCUGCAGGACCUCAUCCGCCGGCAGGCGGCCUGACCCCCGCGGAGGGGCCCCCGACCCCGGACAGGAGCAGACGCAGGGGAGUGGCAGCCUGGAGCCGGGCGGGGAGAAGUCGGGGAAAUGCGGGGCCCUCAGCCACAGUGGAGCGUGACCCGGGAGGCCAGGCCAGCUCCUGCUCGGCCUCUGUCGGGCCUCCCCUCCAUCCGUGCACGGUUCCAUCAGAGCCAAUCCUCUCGCUCACGGAGUGGGGGGUGUCUGGCCCCUUCCCCCCAGCAGAGGCCGUUUCCCCAGCUGGCCAGCCCAGAACCGGGUAGUGGGACUCCUGGAGGUGUAGCCACUGAAAUCCGGUCCCUCACUAUUAAAGCAGCAGUUGGUGUCUCUGUUAA